Messenger RNA from Helicoverpa armigera (cotton bollworm), 6163 nucleotides. Its product is annotated as cell adhesion molecule Dscam2. Bases 207 to 4598 code for a protein of 1463 amino acids. Gene Ontology annotation, molecular function: protein binding. Gene Ontology annotation, biological process: cell-cell adhesion. Lineage: Eukaryota; Metazoa; Arthropoda; Insecta; Lepidoptera; Noctuidae. The transcript has 32 exons. The record is from RefSeq and is a predicted model, not a curated record.
UCGCUACUGGGCAGACGUGUAGCCCAGCCUGCUUAGAGAACCCGCGAACUUAACGACGACACUUUCGAAAAAAGAACACUUUAAUUUAUUAUCUGUGAAACCUUGUGCAAAAUGAGUUAACGAAAAUGGAACAGAUUUUUUGUGUUUCGAAUUUUGUAAUUUGAGUUCUCUUGUUAUUUUUUUAAGAACAGUGUUUUAUUUCGAAAAUGGAUUUGAAUUUUUGGAGGCGACUUCUUUUGUUUUUUGUUGUCGUCCUCCGCAGUACGGAUGGUCUUCGAUUUCCUGAAACUGAAAGGACUCGAUCUAAUGAAAGAUCCGUUUACAGCAUCGGAGAUUACAAGAUCGGGCAACAACGGGUUUUAACUAAAGAUUAUUAUGAUGACCAUUAUCGGUACAGAAGAAGUUUACAAAUGAUCAUAUCACAGCACUUCAGUGAGACAACUGUUAUGCCCGGUGUUGAUGUUAGUCUGCAAUGUACGUUGAAUGGGCCACAUCCAGGCAGAUUCGUGUGGGAAAGAGAUGGAAUUGUUAUUUCGUCUAAUACGGAUUCGAGAUACACCAUAGGUCAGACCAUGGCUCCAGACAGCGGCGUGAUUACGCAACUGAAUAUCUCACAUUUAAGAGUAGACGAUGGUGGUCUGUUCUCCUGUGUGGCGCAUCAUGGUGACAAUGUCGUGGUACACCAUGAUAGGGUCAAUGUUUAUGGUCCACCCUAUAUAAGAACGUUGCCGCCUUUCAAAGUGCAGAGCGGACAAAGUGUCACGCUGAAAUGCCCCUACUAUGGAUAUCCAGUGAGGGAAAUUACUUGGGAAUACAAAGGCAAAGAAAUAAGCACAGAUAUGCCAACACAGAAUAGGUACAAAAGAGAUAGUAAAAUGGGUAGUAAAGAGAUAUUUGGGAGGAAACCUAAGUUAAGAGAGAAGAGAGAUGUACCUCUAGUAACAAAUGAUGGUGUGUUGAAUAUACCUAAAGUUUCGAAGGCGGAUAACGGAGCUUCGUACUCGUGUGUAGUAAGGAGUCCUUCAGGUGAGAUGGCGAAGAGAUCGUUUGAGUUGCAUGUAGUUGAGGCUCCACAGUUGGAAGAAAUAUUGUUGCCGACGGAUUUACAAGAAGGACAAAUCGUGCAGAUACAUUGUAAUCUUAAGAGCGGGGACUCGCCGGUUUAUUACUCGUGGUUGAAGGAUGGCAAGAAGAUUCCGACGCAUUUGAAGAUCGCAGAACGAAGCCUAGAAGUUUUCAGUGUCCUAAUAAUAAAGAACGUAUCUUUAGAUCAUUGCGGCACCUAUACAUGUGUUGCUGCGAACCACGUUGCCAAAGUGAAUCGGACAGUCAACCUCUACAUCAAAGUGGCCCCCAAAUGGAGUGAAGAACCGCAGAACUCUUCCCUCCUCCUCGGGCGAGGAGGUCACAUCUCGUGCAGUGCUAAUGGCUACCCGCAACCACAGACGCACUGGUUGAAGAAAGAUAUCGUAUCAGACACAUGGCGACCAGUACUGGAAGUGGCUGGUGGAGGGGUGCUCAGCUUAUCGAACGGUUCCCUUAUAUUUGACUCCGUAGCAUUGUCUGAUGCUGGACUGUAUACUUGUCACGUGGAAAAUGGCGUCGGGGAGGCUCUCAGUAAGACUGUCUGGAUCUCUGUGAACAAACCAGUAACAUUCGACAUAAUAUCAAGAAAUAUGACAGCGAAGCUUGGUCAGCACGUGACUAUAGAGUGUCAGGCGAAGGGAGAUGAUCCUAUAAGAAUGAUGUGGACGAGGAAUGGGAAACCUAUUAAUCCUUUGACGCAGAGAGUAAAAAUAUCCGAAGCGAAGACAGAAGAUGGUAUGACGAGCAUACUGGAGUUACUUCAAACAGAAACAAGUGACGGCGCGCUAUAUGCUUGUCGCGCUGGCAAUCCCUUCGGAGCUGAUGUGUAUAGUGUGCAUCUUACUAUAUUGGAACCACCAGCGCCACCCUCAGACCUGUCAGUGGACUCAAUAAAAAGCAGAUCAGUGAAGCUAUCCUGGCGAGAUAUGACGAGAUCUCUGGCGCAGUUCUAUAGCUUACAGAUCAGUGGCAGUCAGAGGUUGUCCUGGAAUAACGCUAGAGUUAUCAAUAUUACUAGGUUAGAAGAAAUAAGACACAGUAUAGAAGUAGAAGAUCUUCUGCCAGCUACAAGUUACACAGCUCGAGUAGCUGGGGGAAACCAGGCAGAUCUCAGCCAUUUCUCCACUCCCGUCAGAUUUACUACUACUGAAGAAGCACCUUCAUCACCACCUCUGGGAGUACAAUUGGAACAGACGGAGUCUCCCGGAGAACUGAGAGUGAGAUGGCUGCCACCACCCGCAGAUACGCACAACGGACUUAUUAUAGGAUACCGGUUGAAGGCUGUUCCUCAAUUGACGGGGAUCAAAGAAACUGAAGAAACGAGUGACAAGACAAUCAAAACUGCCUCAUUAUAUGCCAAACAAGAGACUGUUGUCACCGGACUGCUAAAAGGAGUCAGGUAUGCAGUGUCAGUAGCUGCAUUCAACAGUGCUGGUUCAGGACCAUUUUCUGUGCCGCUCUUUCAAGAUACCAGAGAAGGAGCUCCUGAAGAAGGUCCAUCGUCAGUAGAAUGUGGGGGCGUGACGUCGACAGCGCUGCGCGUGAGUUGGCAGCCGAUACCGCCGCACAAGCAAGCUGGCGCGCUCAUUGGUUAUACUGUGCUGUAUGCUGCUCAGGGUCGACAAUGGAUGAACUCUACCUCGCUGGUGACAGAACUACGGCUACAGGGACUCUACAAAUUCACUAACUACACGGUCAAAGUGGCUGGCUUCUCUAACUAUGGAUUGGGGCCUUUCUCGUUUCCUAUUGUCUGCUCUACGCUGCAAGAUGUACCCGAAGCGCCCGCAGAAAUAAAGCUCCUAGCACAAUCUUCGACCACCCUCCUCGUGAGCUGGAAGCGGCCUCGACAGCCGAACGGCAGGCUCAUGCAUUAUACUGUGUAUUGCAAGCCUACUGCUAAUAACGAUGGACCUCAAGCUAUAAGAGUAGACGUUCAAAGCACAGCGGAAGCAUAUGAGAAGUCUCAAACUCUAGAACUGAAAGGGUUGAUCGAAGGUCGACAAUAUGACGUGUGGGUGACAGCUAGCACCGCAGUGGGAGAAGGACCAGAAAGCCGAAGGGUUACGAAUACUCCUUCGCAAAGAGUCGUGGCCGGAGUUGCUUCUCUGGGUGGAGAAAUAACAGUGGCUGUGAGAAACUCCUUGCUUCUCGAAUGUAGGAGUGUUGGCUCUCCACCACCGAGGACCGUUUGGUAUCAUAACCAGAAUAUUAUAACUCAUCAUCCAAGGUUUACAAGGAAUCGCGAUGAUAGCUUGCUGAUUAAAAGUAUAGACCAAUCCCUAAGCGGGAACUACACGUGUUUAGCCAAAAACCUCUACGGUUCAGAUUCAGUAGUUUUCACAGUUAAAGUGUUACCUCUACCGGACCCUCCGACGUUGAGAGCUACGCCUUAUAAAGACUAUAUUGUGGUUGAGUGGGACGAAAUACGGUCCUAUGGGAAUGAUUCCUUUGGAUUCGGUAUCAGUUACAACCUAACAUGGAGAGAAAACGACGGUCUCUGGCAAGAAGCAUGGCCGGUGUCGCGAGAGAACCGUCUCCCUGGAGUACAGUCGCACACACUAGCCGGCCUCAAGUGUGGCACUAAAUACUCUAUACGAGUGACCGCCACUGACAGUGUUGGCACUUCUGCUCCAGCGCAUAUUGAUGUCACUACGCUAGGUGGAGCACCCGUAUCGCCACCUUCAACGGACUGGCUCUGGAGCAACGCAACGCAUAUCUACAUACAACUCAGUGGAUGGGAUGACAGCGGCUGUGACGUCACCAGGUGGGAGGUGGACUAUCGACUGCUUGGCUCCAACCUUUGGCAACGAGCUGAGAAUAAGGCGCCUAUGGAUCUAAACCUCGGCUGGAGCUACAUAGAAGGCCACUACCAAGCUCCACCACUUCGCUCCAUGCCAACAUCAUACGCAGUCGGAUCUCUCGCUCCCGCAAACUGGUACCAGCUAAGAGUGACUGCGAUAAACGAUGCUGGCGCCGCUUCUACUGUUUAUACUUAUGCUACCAAGACUUUGGAUGGAGAGGAAAUCGGCCCACCAUCAGAGUUGUUCGAUCUGAACAUGUUGGUCAUCGUUUGCAGUUCUAUUCUACUGGUCAUAUGUCUUAUGGCCUUCUUCUGCAUACUGUUUAGAAGACACAGACAAAACUUUACAUCUCAAUACCGCCACUCUAUCGCUGAUGAAGUGAAAUCCCGUAACGAGAGUGUGGCGUCCCAGUCGGAACAUAAGGAACGGUACGCGCAUGCGCCGAGGAUAUACACCUCGCCGGUACACAAUAGGAAGGCUGGGAAGAAUGAAAUGUUCGAGAUAAGUCCUUACGCGGAAUUCGCGCUGGGCUUCAGGACGUUUGAUCACGUCGAGAAUCAGGAUCUACCGAGCAGACUGCCAAGUAGACCGAGGUUUGAUACUGAAACAAGUUUCCAGACUCGUUCGGAGUCUGACGACAGCGACAGCACAUCUAAAGCUACCGUCACUGCGGUUCCAAGACGUCAUUGUCGCACCCCACAUCACAGAUAACAACAAAAAUAGAAUAAUAGCUAUACAUAAUACAUAUUAUUAACAAAAGAAAAAAAACAUUUAGGUAAAUGUAAUUUUUAAUUUAAGCAUAUCAAGUUGUAUCCAUAAAAUUAAAAGGAAAUGUAAAUUGGUAAUUACCUAUUAUUUUAGGUUUGUGUAACUUGGUGUUAAAGAAUAGGUUCGCUCAAUUUAGUACCAAAAAUUCGAAAAAAUAUGUUAGAAUUUGGUCAAUAAGAAGGUACUAAAGUUGCAAAACUUUUUUUUUUAUCAAAGAUUUAUAAAAUCAAAGGAAUUAAUUCUACAGACAAAAAAUAUUGUAAAAACUGUGUUUUUGAGGUCGACAAUAUCAAUUUAUAUCAAUUGAAGAGUAGGAAAGAAAAAGGGGGAGGAAUUAAGGUGAGUAUACACGAAAACAAUGCAAUCUAUAUUACAGCUAAGCUUGGUUUACACCUUGAUGACAAGUUGGGAAAAUAAUUUAAAAAGAUUUCAUAGAAAAACCUAAUGAAAUUUCUUGAAUGGAAAAAGUCUAUAAGACUUAUCUUGCUUCAACAAUAAUAUAUAAUAGUGAAAAUUAUACCAAAAUACUGCUUAAACCAAAAAAAGAAAAAUGUACAUACUAAAAAAAUGGAUUCCGUUUACCUAUUUUAGAAAAAUAGUUUAAAGAAUUAACCAUAAUCUGUGUGUCUCAUGCUCUGUAUGUAAUUUACAAAACUAUUUGAUUUUAUAUUUUUUAAUUUUCAAAAAUACUGACUACAGCUUUUCUACUGCCAUUCGCUUCAUCCGAAGCAACUGAAUUGUAAAACAUAUUUAAAUAAAAAUAAUUAAGAACAAAAAAAUAUUCAUCUCGAAGUAUCUUUAUUAAAAGACUGAUGUUUUAAAAUAUUUAAAAUAAGUUUUAAAUGUUCGUGUCAAACUAUAUGUAAAUGUUAUGAUGUGCUUUGGUAAAAUUAUGUGCGUUUAAAAUUUAAUGCAUUUAUUUAUUCCAAUUUGUAUACAUAAUAUCAAUUAACAUACCGGUAGCAUUAUUAGAUGCUUGUUUACAAAUAGUAAAAAUCGAAUGUCAACGGUACGUAUUACCAGUUACAGUCACAGCCUUUUUAUCGUCCCACUGCUAGGCACAGGCCUCCUCUCACACGGAGAAGUAGGUAAGGUAUUACCUAAUUUUUUAUUCAGCCUAUGCUGUCCCACUCUUAAUAUUCUUGUAAAAAAAUAUUUUCUGUAUGAAUGAUGUUAAGGUGUUUUGAAAAACAGUAAAGAAAAUCUGAGCUACAUUUAUUACAAAAAAAUUAAAAAUCACACAAAAUGGAUCAGUUUUUUUUCACUAUUUUGUUACAAAUUAAAAUAUUAAUUUCUUCGUUACCACUUUAUUAAUUGUACCAAAGCACACCACUACCAGUAGUUCGUAACUGCCAAAUUAAUUUUAAUAGAACUUGUAGAAACUACCUUCGACUUGCGAAUUGUUAACGAUUCGUAAUCCGUAACUUAAACGACAGUUAACGUGACUUAGAGAGUAAGCCUUUUGUUGAUUCUAGUCAUUGAAUUGUGAAAUAAAUGUUUGAAGUAUC